This is a messenger RNA of Anguilla rostrata (American eel), 4039 nucleotides long. Its product is annotated as nuclear GTPase SLIP-GC-like. The transcript has 20 exons. The record is from RefSeq and is a predicted model, not a curated record. Gene Ontology annotation, molecular function: GTPase activity. The coding region runs from base 178 to 3117 and encodes 979 amino acids. Lineage: Eukaryota; Metazoa; Chordata; Actinopteri; Anguilliformes; Anguillidae.
AUUUAAAAAACAGACCAACUGAAGCUGGGCGGGGUGUUCUGCAGAACAUGAAACUAACAUUGUUUUCAUUACCUUUAUUUAACCAGACAGGUCAUUGAGAACACACACUCUUUUACAGUGACGACCUGGCAGUUUUAAACUCAUUGGUAGGCUUGAAAAGCAACAAGACAAGAUUACAUGAGCUCUUCCCUUCAUUCAAACACUGAGAAACACAGGACAGAGGAGACUGUUCCAGAGACUGCUCCCAUGGCUGAAGCAGGUCCUUCUUCCUGGACUGCAGGUUAUCGUACAGGUGUUGACACGUGUAAAUUCCAGGGAUGCCUCUGCUGCAGGAAUAUAUGGAAGGGUGCUGUUAUAUUUCAGAGCACAGCUACAGGAAAACAGUACAACAUCACCCAACGUCUGACAUGCAAGACACCAAGUGUCAUCUACAUCAUCCAGUGCAAAAAAUGCCCGAAGCAGUAUGUUGGGAAGACUGCAACCACACUCCAAAAAAGAUUCAAAGAGCACAGAAGCUCCAUCAGACAUCGCCAGCAUCGGCCAAUCUCUGAUCAUUUUAACAACAUUGGCCAUUCCCUUGAAGAUCUGAUUCUAUUUCCAAUUGAGCAGGUCACUGGUUUUGAAGCACUAAAAGAGAGGGAAUUCUACUGGAUCAGAAAGCUUGAAACAAUGGUCCAUGGACUAAAUCUGGUGCCAUGUAAAUAUGCAAGACAGCAGCAACUGGGUGAUGGUGUGAAAAGAUCAGCGGGACCAGUUCAGGGACAAGUGGAAGAAUACAUGGAGUCUCCUGAGAAAGGUAAACGAAAGCUCUGUGGGAAUGAUGAUCUGAAAUCAAAGAGGAGAAAGCUGAAAAAUAAAAGACAGCCAGUGUUUUCAAGUGAGACGGAAGAGCUUCUCUUAACCUGCAAAGAUGCAAUAGAAGAUGGAAAACAAGCCAUGUCUCAGGUUUACACCAAACUGAAAAAUGUUACCAGCAGAGAGAGACAGAGCAUGGAAUUCCUGAAAGAUCUAAAAAAGAAGGUCUCAGAUUUAAAAGAAUAUGACCAAAAAAAGAAAAUUUACAUUGGACUGUUUGGGAAGACGGGAGCAGGGAAGAGCUCACUGAUCAACGCAAUUGUCAAUGAAGACCAGCUUCUGCCUUCAGCACUCUCAUAUGCCUGCACUUCAGUCUUAGUGCAAGUGCAAGCCAAUACAGAAUCCAGAAAAUACAAAGCUGAUAUUGAAUUCAUCAGCCCAGAGGACUGGAAAUCAGAACUGCAAUUCCUGGUAGAAUUACUCAAAAAUGAAAAUGACCAUCAAAACGCUUCAAAAAAUACUGCAGAAGAUGGUGAAAUGGUAGAAAUGGCAAGAGAAAAGAUCACAGCCAUUUAUGGAAGAGUGGGACUGGAGAAAAGUUACAGUGAAUUGGUGGGGCCCAGAGAGUUUCCUGAGAUUCCCCACACAGGCAAGAAGACAAUGCAGUUUGACAAAGCCGAAGAACUGUCUCAAAGCAUUGAAUGCUACAUUCGGAGUGAUGAAAAAGGAAAAGAUAAGUUCUGGCCUCUUGUGAAGCGAGUCACCAUCUCCUUGCCACAGUCUCCAGCUCUACUGGAAGGGGUUGUGCUGGUGGACCUGCCUGGGGCCGGAGAUGUCAGUAAACACAGAAGUGAAAUGUGGAAAAAGUGUCUCAGCCAGUGCUCCUCAGUCUGGAUUGUGAAUGAGAACAACCGUGCCCUGUCUGAGAAAGUUGCAGAUGAGAUCUUUGAUACAACACUGAGACACGUUGCUGGAGGAGGAGAGUGUCACAACAUCACUUUCGUCUGCACCAAAACAGAUACUAUCAACCCAGAGGACAUCAAAAAGAGUUAUCAUCUCAGAGAUAAGGAUCUUGAAAUAGAAUGUGAUCCAAAGGAUCCUCAAUAUGAUAAUAAAGAAAAACAGGCAUGUAUACUGUUACACAAUAAGAGAUUUAAAGAAGCAAUCAGUGAUCUCUUCAAAAAGAAAACGAAGAAAUUUCUGCUUGGCGAUGAAGGGCAUUCAGACGGCUUCUUUGAUGUGUACACUGUGAGUUCUAGAGAAUUCAGCAGAAAUAAACAAGGGAAGUCAACUGUUCUGGAUCUGGAUGAAACUGAAUUGCCAUUGCUGAUGGAGCACAUUAAGAAACUGUAUGUCUCCCAUUCUGUGAAGGAAGUGAAAGAUUAUGUAUCUGAUGUUUCCGGAAUCAUUUCAUAUCUUCGCUUUUCAAAGGACGCCGUCAGUUCAAAGGCUCAGACUUCAAAUUUCCAGGAGUUCAGGCGACUUGGAAAGGACUUGGAUGAAACUUGCAUAAAACUGAAUUCAGUUCUGGGCAGAGUUCACACAAUACUCCGGAAAGGUCUGCGGACUGGAGCAGAGGAAGCAGAGAAAUGCUGCCUGAGGAACGCCACAAAGAGUGUGCUGGAACCAACACGGUUUGGUGGCGGAGGCCACCACAGGACGCUCAAAGCCUUGUGUAGAAAGGAUGGCUAUCACCGAUCUGACAAAAUAGGGGUAUUUGAUCUGAACUACACUCUGUCAGAACCAAUGUACAAACAGAUGAAUGAUGUAUUUCUGACAACGUUUAGCGCUGGAGGUUCGAGAGCAUCAAUCAAUGGGCGCUUUGCAAGUUUUCAAGAGAACUUCAUCACAAAUGAACUUCUGAAUUCUCACAAAACAAAGAAUAAAGAAAAAUACUUGCGUCUGGUGUACAUCAGAACAGAGCAAAGAAAAUUACACAAGAAUUUGGAAAAGCAAAUCCUAAAGAGAAAGAAGCUGAUCUACAAUUCCCUCACUGAUUCAAUCCGUGACACCAUGACGCCAACAUAUCAAGAAUGCGUUGACAUCCAUGGACAAUCUUCUUUCUAUAAGAUUCAACAUAAACUGAAAGAUGCCAUUGAGAAAUCCAAAAAUUACAUGUUCUUUGUGGCCAGGAAGAAGAUGCUAGAUGAGUUCAGUAGUCUGCAGAAAUACCUUGUGACAGAAACUAAGACACAGAUGACAACCUCCUUGAGGCUGGCUCUAAACCAGAUCCCAGAUGACCUCACUGGCCUCCCAGAUGUUUCAGAAGAAAUGGAGACAAUGAAGCGAAGCUGUGACUCUUUAGGACUCAAGAUAUUUUAAGUCACCGAAAGCGGAUGACGGAUCCAGCUGAGAUCACCAUGGCAACCUGUCUCAUCCAAAUAAGGUUGCAAAAUUUCAUGAAUAUUCAGGGUGGAAACUUUCUUUGGGAAUUAAUGGGAAUAUAUGGGAAUUAACAAAAAUGAAUGAACAAUCUUUUGCAACCCUAUACCCAAACAAUGAGGGUGCUGUGAAACAUGCAUUUUAACAGACACUGAUGACUAUUUUGCUUGUCAACAUGUGUGUACAGAUAAUUCCCUGAAGAAUCAGCAUUAAUCCACCACACCACUGGGAUUGACUAAUUGUUCAUUCAGCUUUUAAAACUAAGCAAGAAUUUUAUAAAUCAACAGGGUUUUCUUUAAUAAAUUUUAAUGACAGUUCAAUGCUAAAUACUGAAUUUUGACAUUUGAUCAGUUGAGAGAGAUUUGACAGUUUAACUGGCCCUCUUUAAAUAUUUUACUCCUAUGUCAAGUACAGUAUGUAUAGCUACAUAUAUAACCAUAGCUUUUUAUUUUAGUGCCAAGUGCUUAUCUUGCUAGCUAGUUACUUACUUAAGUUACCUACUUGAUUCUGCUCGCAAUUCUAAAGACAAUAAAUGACAGGUGCACCAGGAGGAAAUGCAAGUGCUUUUUUAAUUCAUUCACUGCUUUGCUGUGCUACAAGGUCACAAAUUUCCAUCUCUGAGUUUGGGGGAAAAGUGGUCUGAAAUGAACAUGCAGCACCAAUGCUGUUUGUGUUGAAUAACUGAAGUCAAGUGAACUCAUCAGUUCAGUUCAGUACAGCAAAGCAAAAAUGUUCCUUAAACUGUUUCAUAUUCAUUUCUUCUGCGGUCAACCUAUGAAGUUUUUAGUCAUUUUAAACAGAGAAUUGAUUUUCUGCACUUCUUAUUUUAAGUGGCGGCUUAAUAAAAGUAGUUAAAAAAUAA